Messenger RNA from Macaca mulatta (Rhesus monkey), 4507 nucleotides. It is a transcript of the gene POLR2B, whose product is annotated as RNA polymerase II subunit B. Gene Ontology annotation, molecular function: ribonucleoside binding; DNA-directed RNA polymerase activity; DNA binding. NCBI's taxonomy places the organism in Eukaryota, Metazoa, Chordata, Mammalia, Primates, Cercopithecidae. Gene Ontology annotation, biological process: DNA-templated transcription. The record is from RefSeq and is marked provisional.
CGCUUUUUGUCUUUGAUUUCGAGUUAGGAGCUCGGGAACCGUUUGGCAAUAUGUACGACGCGGAUGAGGAUAUGCAAUAUGAUGAGGAUGAUGAUGAAAUCACCCCGGAUUUGUGGCAAGAAGCAUGCUGGAUUGUAAUUAGUUCCUAUUUUGACGAGAAAGGCUUGGUCAGACAACAGCUGGAUUCUUUUGAUGAGUUUAUUCAGAUGUCUGUUCAAAGAAUUGUGGAAGACGCUCCUCCUAUAGACCUACAAGCUGAAGCUCAGCAUGCUAGUGGAGAAGUUGAAGAACCGCCAAGAUAUUUGCUGAAGUUUGAACAAAUUUAUCUUUCCAAGCCUACCCACUGGGAAAGAGAUGGUGCUCCUUCACCAAUGAUGCCCAAUGAAGCUAGAUUAAGAAAUCUCACGUAUUCUGCUCCGCUUUAUGUUGAUAUAACAAAAACAGUCAUUAAAGAAGGUGAAGAACAACUUCAGACUCAGCAUCAGAAAACUUUUAUAGGAAAAAUUCCAAUUAUGUUGCGGUCAACUUACUGCCUUUUGAAUGGCUUGACAGAUCGUGAUCUUUGUGAGUUAAAUGAAUGCCCUUUGGAUCCUGGUGGCUAUUUCAUUAUUAAUGGAUCAGAAAAGGUUCUGAUUGCCCAAGAGAAAAUGGCAACAAACACAGUUUAUGUGUUUGCCAAAAAGGACUCUAAAUAUGCCUACACAGGAGAGUGUAGGUCAUGUCUGGAGAAUUCUUCGCGACCCACCAGUACUAUAUGGGUUAGCAUGCUGGCAAGAGGAGGACAGGGUGCAAAAAAGAGUGCUAUUGGUCAGCGCAUUGUGGCAACUCUACCAUAUAUCAAGCAAGAAGUUCCCAUCAUUAUUGUGUUCAGAGCAUUAGGUUUUGUGUCUGACAGAGAUAUUUUAGAACAUAUUAUUUAUGAUUUUGAAGAUCCAGAGAUGAUGGAAAUGGUUAAACCUUCUCUCGAUGAAGCUUUUGUCAUCCAAGAACAGAAUGUUGCACUAAAUUUCAUUGGUUCGAGAGGGGCAAAGCCUGGUGUUACUAAAGAGAAAAGAAUUAAAUAUGCAAAGGAAGUUUUACAAAAAGAAAUGCUCCCUCAUGUUGGUGUCAGUGAUUUUUGUGAGACCAAAAAAGCCUAUUUCUUGGGAUAUAUGGUGCAUAGGUUACUUCUGGCAGCUUUGGGUAGAAGAGAACUAGAUGACAGAGAUCACUAUGGAAACAAGAGAUUGGAUCUUGCUGGGCCGCUGCUGGCAUUCUUAUUUAGAGGUAUGUUUAAGAAUUUGCUUAAAGAAGUGCGGAUCUAUGCACAGAAAUUCAUUGAUCGAGGAAAGGAUUUUAACUUGGAGUUGGCAAUUAAAACACGGAUCAUAUCUGAUGGCCUAAAAUACUCUUUAGCUACUGGAAACUGGGGUGAUCAAAAGAAAGCUCAUCAAGCCAGAGCUGGAGUAUCUCAGGUAUUAAACCGCCUGACUUUUGCAUCUACUCUUUCUCACCUGCGUCGUUUAAAUUCUCCUAUUGGUAGAGAUGGCAAGCUAGCAAAACCAAGACAGUUGCAUAAUACGUUGUGGGGGAUGGUGUGUCCUGCCGAGACCCCAGAGGGCCAUGCUGUAGGACUUGUGAAGAAUUUAGCGUUGAUGGCAUAUAUUUCAGUUGGAUCUCAACCAUCUCCAAUUCUGGAAUUUUUAGAAGAAUGGAGUAUGGAAAACUUAGAAGAAAUUUCUCCUGCAGCUAUUGCUGAUGCAACCAAGAUUUUUGUUAAUGGCUGCUGGGUUGGAAUACAUAAAGAUCCUGAACAACUUAUGAACACCCUAAGGAAAUUGCGACGUCAGAUGGACAUCAUUGUGUCUGAAGUUUCUAUGAUCAGAGAUAUUCGAGAGAGGGAGAUUCGGAUCUAUACAGAUGCAGGCCGUAUUUGCAGACCACUUCUGAUUGUGGAAAAACAAAAGCUACUUUUGAAGAAGAGGCAUAUUGACCAAUUGAAAGAGAGAGAAUAUAACAACUACAGUUGGCAGGAUCUUGUGGCCAGUGGGGUAGUGGAAUAUAUUGAUACACUGGAAGAAGAAACAGUGAUGCUUGCAAUGACUCCAGAUGAUUUACAGGAGAAGGAAGUAGCUUAUUGUUCCACAUAUACACAUUGUGAGAUUCAUCCCUCAAUGAUCCUUGGUGUCUGUGCAUCUAUUAUUCCCUUUCCUGAUCAUAACCAGUCCCCUAGAAACACAUACCAGUCUGCUAUGGGUAAGCAGGCUAUGGGAGUUUACAUCACCAACUUCCAUGUUCGCAUGGACACAUUGGCCCAUGUUCUCUACUAUCCUCAAAAACCACUUGUAACUACACGGUCUAUGGAGUAUCUACGAUUUAGAGAGCUGCCAGCAGGCAUCAACUCAAUUGUGGCCAUUGCAUCAUACACUGGAUAUAAUCAGGAAGACUCUGUUAUCAUGAAUCGUUCAGCUGUAGACCGUGGCUUCUUCAGGUCUGUUUUCUAUCGCUCAUACAAAGAACAGGAGUCUAAAAAAGGAUUUGAUCAAGAAGAAGUUUUUGAGAAGCCUACACGUGAAACAUGCCAGGGCAUGAGGCAUGCCAUUUAUGACAAACUGGAUGAUGAUGGUUUGAUAGCUCCAGGGGUUCGUGUAUCAGGAGAUGAUGUUAUUAUAGGCAAAACAGUCACCUUGCCUGAAAAUGAAGAUGAAUUGGAGAGCACUAAUAGACGCUAUACCAAGAGAGACUGUAGCACUUUUCUCAGAACUAGCGAGACAGGCAUUGUGGAUCAGGUUAUGGUAACUCUCAACCAGGAAGGAUAUAAAUUUUGUAAAAUAAGGGUACGCUCUGUUAGGAUUCCACAGAUUGGAGACAAAUUUGCUAGUCGACAUGGCCAAAAGGGUACUUGUGGUAUUCAGUAUAGACAAGAGGAUAUGCCUUUCACCUGUGAAGGUAUCACCCCUGAUAUCAUCAUCAAUCCCCAUGCCAUCCCCUCUCGUAUGACUAUUGGUCACUUAAUUGAAUGCCUUCAAGGGAAGGUAUCGGCUAACAAGGGUGAAAUUGGUGAUGCCACUCCAUUUAAUGAUGCUGUUAACGUGCAGAAGAUUUCUAAUCUUUUAUCUGAUUAUGGCUAUCAUCUCAGAGGAAAUGAGGUCCUAUACAAUGGGUUCACUGGUCGAAAAAUCACAUCACAAAUAUUUAUUGGCCCCACUUAUUACCAGCGAUUGAAGCAUAUGGUGGAUGAUAAGAUUCACUCUCGUGCUAGGGGACCUAUUCAGAUCCUCAAUAGACAGCCCAUGGAGGGUAGAUCUCGUGACGGUGGCCUGCGUUUUGGAGAAAUGGAACGAGAUUGUCAGAUUGCCCACGGAGCAGCCCAGUUUUUAAGGGAAAGAUUGUUUGAGGCAUCAGAUCCAUAUCAGGUUCAUGUUUGCAAUCUUUGUGGAAUAAUGGCGAUUGCCAACACCAGGACCCAUACAUAUGAAUGCAGGGGCUGCCGCAAUAAAACCCAGAUUUCUUUGGUGCGAAUGCCUUAUGCAUGCAAACUAUUGUUUCAGGAACUUAUGUCUAUGAGUAUUGCACCGCGAAUGAUGAGUGUUUAGCUAUUUUAGAAGACUCAACAAGAUAAAAAUAUCUUGGUGUCUUGUUUCUGUUGUGUGGCUUUUAAAAAAUGAUAAAUAAUGUACUGUGUUGUGAUAAAAAAGUAGUUUAUUUGUUUAAUGAUAUGCAUGCUUUUCUUCUGUAAAUAUAUAAUAAAGUUUUGUAGAUAGUCUCGAUGUGUGAUCUUUAUUUUGUAUUUCUCUGUAUAAAACCAGUGAAUAUAACUAAAGUGUUAGUGGAUUGGAUUAAAAGAAACUUAUUAGGCAAGAACAGGUAAUGUAGUUAUCCAUGACUACUUUUAACCAUGCAGACUAAUGUAUUCUGGAGGUUUAUAGCUCAGCACCUUCACCUUUUUUCACUGGUAUUUCAUGUAAGGCAUCAACCACUGUAAUUUUUGCCGAUGCUGAAGCCUGUCCUUGGGAAUUGGAUGCAUGGCACUCAUAUUCUCCAGCAUCGUCCUUACUUAGAGGAGAUACCAGCACCCAGCCAGUUACUUCAUGCUUUUCUGGGCCACCCCGGGUCUGAAUGGCCAGGUUGUCCCGGUCACCAGGUAGGAGUUCUGUCCUUUGAACUCCAUAGUGACCCCUUUUUACCUUGUUCCAGAUGAGGACAGGUGUCGGGAUUCCGAUGACCUCACAGCUCAAGUACACCUGGGCACCAGUGACAUUCCAGAUGUCCUUGGGGGGCGUCACUAUGGAAGGACCUUGCUCGCAGGUGCCCUUGCUGACCUGGGUGAUGGCCUUCUCCCCGCGGCUCUCGGCCCUCUGGCUGGCGGCGCGCAGCUGGCAGCCGCUUGGGUAGGUGGUGCCAUCGCUGCCACACACCGGGUAGCGGCUCUUGCACACGCACACGCCGCUUACCCCCGGGCCGCCGGCUGCUGCCCCGGCUUUACCCUUCCGCCUCUUGCGGCUCUUCACGCACUCCAUGCCCGGCG